CACAAAAUAUGUUCAUAUUUAUAUGAACUUAUUCUAACACCUUGAACAUCAACGAGGAAAAAGAAAAAUAGAAAAAAACACAUUAGAUUUAGAGGUUCAGCAAUGGCAACCAUGGUAAGUUCAAGCACUGUCCUUACACCAAACCCAUUUGUUGGGCAAGGCAAGGGCGCCAACGGAAACACCCUUAGAGAUGUCGUACCUAUGGGAUCCGGCAAAUUUACCAUGGGAAAUGAUCUAUGGUACGGACCGGACAGAGUAAAAUACUUGGGACCAUUUUCGGCACAAACACCUUCAUACUUGACUGGAGAAUUCCCUGGUGAUUAUGGCUGGGACACUGCUGGUCUCUCUGCUGACCCUGAGGCUUUUGCCCGAAACAGGGCUCUUGAGGUCAUCCAUGGACGUUGGGCAAUGCUUGGGGCAUUAGGCUGCCUAACCCCAGAAGUGUUAGAGAAAUGGGUGAAAGUGGACUUUAAGGAGCCAGUUUGGUUCAAGGCUGGGGCCCAGAUUUUCUCCGAAGGUGGGCUUGACUACUUGGGCAACCCCAACCUAGUCCAUGCUCAAAGCAUUCUAGCCGUACUCGGGUUCCAAGUGCUGUUAAUGGGUCUCGUUGAGAGCUUCCGCAUUAACGGGCUGGAUGGAGUUGGGGAUGGCAACGACCUCUACCCAGGCGGCCAAUACUUUGACCCAUUGGGCUUAGCUGAUGACCCGGUUACCUUUGCAGAACUAAAGGUGAAGGAGAUCAAGAAUGGAAGGUUAGCUAUGUUUUCCAUGUUCGGUUUCUUUGUGCAGGCGAUCAUAACUGGAAAAGGUCCCUUGGAGAACCUCUUGGAUCACCUUGAUAACCCUGUGGCAAACAACGCCUGGGUAUAUGCCACCAAGUUUGUUCCUGGAUCAUAACUUAGCUAGCUUGUAUAUGAUGAUUGUUAGAUUACAUGUGUGAAGAAGAGCUCAAUUGUCUUUAUUUCAGAAGAAUCUUUAGUGCAAAUAUUGAAUUUAAUUAUGUGAACUGAAAUCUAGACUGAAAACAUUGAAACUAUUUGAAAUGCCAAUGCUUCUUUCAUCUAA
This is a messenger RNA of Spinacia oleracea (spinach), 1065 nucleotides long. RefSeq names its product chlorophyll a-b binding protein 3, chloroplastic. NCBI's taxonomy places the organism in Eukaryota, Viridiplantae, Streptophyta, Magnoliopsida, Caryophyllales, Amaranthaceae. Gene Ontology annotation, biological process: photosynthesis, light harvesting. The transcript is spliced from 3 exons. The record is from RefSeq and is a predicted model, not a curated record. The coding region runs from base 103 to 897 and encodes 264 amino acids. Gene Ontology annotation, cellular component: membrane.